Molecule: messenger RNA, 925 nt
Organism: Rhododendron vialii
Lineage: Eukaryota; Viridiplantae; Streptophyta; Magnoliopsida; Ericales; Ericaceae
Product: large ribosomal subunit protein eL13z-like
Exons: 5
Coding region: 149-772 (207 amino acids)
Biological process (GO): translation
Cellular component (GO): cytosolic large ribosomal subunit; ribosome
Molecular function (GO): RNA binding; structural constituent of ribosome
Source: RefSeq, a predicted model, not a curated record
CAAGUAAGGGAGCAAUUUGUAACAUAAAUAAAGUUAUAAGGUUUUAUGUGUAAUUUUCAUGAUAUGUAAUUAUAUAUCCAGCUUACUGGCAAGCUAGGGUUUUGUGUGCAACCUGCAGCGGCCCAAAUCUGAAUUGAACGGGUAAAUCAUGGUGAAGCAUAACAAUGUCAUACCCAAUGGGCACUUCAAAAAGCACUGGCAAAACUAUGUGAAGACCUGGUUUAACCAGCCAGCACGCAAAACCAGGAGAAGACUUGCAAGACAAAAGAAGGCCGUGAAGAUUUUCCCACGGCCUACAGCUGGACCUCUUCGCCCCAUUGUCCAUGGGCAGACGUUGAAGUACAAUAUGAAGCUAAGGGCUGGCAGGGGAUUUUCUCUUGAGGAGCUUCAGGCAGCAGGUAUUCCGAAAAAGCUUGCCCCAACCAUCGGCAUAUCUGUUGAUCAUCGCCGCAGGAACCGUUCACUGGAGGGUCUCCAGACUAAUGUCCAGAGGCUGAAGACAUAUAAGGCGAAAUUGGUUGUCUUCCCAAGACGUGCUCGCAAAUUCAAGGCUGGUGAUUCUGCACCCGAGGAACUGGCUACUGCUACCCAAGUUCAAGGAGCCUACUUGCCUAUUGUUCGUGAGAAGCCGACCGUGGAGCUUGUCAAGGUUACAAAUGAGAUGAAAUCAUUCAAGGCCUACGACAAGCUGCGUAUUGAGCGGACCAACAAGCGUCAUGUUGGUGCCAGGUUGAAGAAGGCCGCUGAGGCUGAGAAGGAAGAGAAGAAGUGAGUUUAUGCUCAUACAUGUAUGUGGGGAUGCGUUUGCGUAUUGAGUCUGAAUUUUUCUGCUUUACUUGUUUUGAACUAUUAUUGGUAGCGCACACUAUUAAAUUUUGUUUGGAUUCCAAAAUCACUUGGUUAAAAAUUUUGCUUGGAUUUUUCC